UUUUUUUCUCUCUAAACAUACACCUGUCAUACCCAUAUCUAUCGUAUCUAUCAUAUAUCUUCCCAAUUCCCAACAUUUGACUAUCGCAAAAUCUUCCCUGUCUUAUCGAUAUUCAUCAACCUUACUUGAACCUUCCACCCUUGACAAUAAGCACCUAAAUUUAGGUACGUAAGGUGCUUUCCACAAGAAAAAAAAAUCACUCGUGAAAGCUGUACCUACCCCACCAUCGUCCUCCGCAAACAAUUUAGAAUUCCCCAAAUUCUAUCUUGCCUCAUUUAUUCUAUUGAUUGAUUCAAAACAUAACAUAUCAUACCGUAUCCUUUUCCAGCUUCCUAGUAACUCACAUAUACAUACUUAGGGUCACAUCAUCAUCCAGUCGAGAUGCCGGGAAAACAACCCAAUCUAUUCGCCUUCGGCGAUGUCAACACCUUGGCACCCGCUCUACGAUCAUACAUCAUCACAACUCAAAAUGCUGGUAUCACACGCCACGGCGUCUUCAAAGUUGCAGUUUCCGGUGGCUCUCUACCUAGCACCCUUGCGAAAGCCCUUCUAGCUAUUCCAAAAUCUGAGGAGGACAUUGUUAAAUUUGACAAGUGGGAAAUAUUUUUCGCCGACGAACGAGCUGUGCCUCUCGACCACGAGGACAGCAACUAUGGACUCCUCAAGACAGAACUGCUGGACAAAAUCCCCCCUGAGCUAGGUGCACCCACCAUACAUCCCAUCGAUACCCAAUAUUUGGACGACACGCAAGAGCUGGCGGAUCGGUACGAAAAAACCCUCGUUGGCUCGUUUGCCAAGGGUGAUUCUGUCAAGCUUCCUAUCUUCGAUUUAUUACUCCUCGGUUGCGGUCCAGAUGGCCACACCUGCAGUCUCUUCCCAGGCCACCCGCUCUUACGUGAGACGGACGCCUGGGUAGCUCCAAUCGAGGACUCACCUAAGCCGCCACCCCGACGUAUCACCUUAACCCUUCCCGUCAUUACGCAUGCCGUUAAGGUCGCCUUCGUCAUCAUGGGCGGUCAAAAGAAGGAGAUUAUUAAGGAGAUAUUCGAGCAAGGAAACGGCCUCCCAUGCGCGAUUGUCAACGAAGCGACGGGCGAGCGAUGCAGUUGGUUCACCGACAACGCUGCCGUAGAGGGUGUCAGCUUUCCCCGGCGCGGAUUUCUAUAAAAGCUGAUGUCUUAGGGCUGAGGUGAAGCGAAUAUGCUGCCGGGUGUGGCGUUUCGCUAAGGGGAUCGACUGGUCGGAGGGGAAAAAGACGGGAGAGGUAUUGGCGUCCACAAGCGGCUUAUGAAUGUUAUGUGUUCGACUGAUGACGUUAUUAAUCUAAGUUAGAGUGAUGAUGGGUGGUAUUUACGGGCAUGAUGAAACGUGCGCAUUUUUAAUCUAAUGCAUUGCCACGCCCACGCAGUGAGGUGUGAUCAUGGUCUCUAUCAGGCGGGAUUCUGGUACCGAGCACGCAAAUUUAUUUUUAGAGAAGUUCCUGCUUAGACCUUCUUUCCAUGGAGAGGGAUUUUUUUGGGGGAAAUAUUGAUUAUAUUUUAUCAUGAUUUUCCUACGGGGUUGUGAUAUUACUGGUUAUGUUGCUGUGUUAUAUGAUGCUACGUAUGUGGGUGUGAUAUUGAACUAUCUAAAAGGCACGUCGGGUCAGAAUUAGUGGCAUGAUGGAUAUCCAUAUCUUUUGGUCAAAUACCAGAUACCUACUAGGUACUCAAUUCGCUGGAAAUGCAAAAGAAAUUGUACGGUUAUGGCGGCUAAGUAAUAAUUAAGUUCCUUGGUAAUGAAUUUUCUAACGAAAAGUCAAUGCUGAAAUCAUUAGGUAGAUGUUUGUUAUCAGCUAAAGAAAAUAGGGGUUGGGGAAUGUUUUCGGCAUCGAUUAGGUAGGUAGUCCACGGAAGCUUUUACUGCGAUUUAUUGCGG
This is a messenger RNA of Annulohypoxylon maeteangense, 1917 nucleotides long. Its product is annotated as nagb/rpia/CoA transferase-like protein. The record is from RefSeq and is a predicted model, not a curated record. The transcript has a single exon. The coding region runs from base 382 to 1167 and encodes 261 amino acids. Lineage: Eukaryota; Fungi; Ascomycota; Sordariomycetes; Xylariales; Hypoxylaceae. Gene Ontology annotation, biological process: pentose-phosphate shunt; carbohydrate metabolic process. Gene Ontology annotation, molecular function: 6-phosphogluconolactonase activity.